Molecule: messenger RNA, 4636 nt
Organism: Hippoglossus stenolepis (Pacific halibut)
Lineage: Eukaryota; Metazoa; Chordata; Actinopteri; Pleuronectiformes; Pleuronectidae
Exons: 2
Coding region: 294-2798 (834 amino acids)
Cellular component (GO): nucleus
Source: RefSeq, a predicted model, not a curated record
UAGCUAACGCCUAGCUAACAUCAGAGCGGCUCGGUUAGCGGUGUUAACGAGCGGCAGCAUCACGUCCGAAGAACAGAUUUCAAACCAACCUGUUGACUCUAAAUCAUUUACUACAGAACCACAGCGACCCCCCCACCACCCUCCAGCCUGGGCGCAGACGUCUGGUUUGUCACCUCACUGCCUCAUCGGCCGUCCCUCUGAUGAGCGAGCCCCUGACGUCAGGUGGAAGAUGGAUGUUUCCUCCACUGUGUAGCUGCAGCCUGUGAAUCAGGGGGUGGGUCCAUCGCUGCCACAUGACCAGCGCAACCCCUCUGCUCGACAUGAAACCCGUCAGCUAUCAGAGCUUGCCGUCAUCCGUGAGCGCCGGACACCAGGAUCUGGCCCUGGACCGCGUGCUGAGCGCCCCCAAGGUGAUGUACUGCGAGAAGUGCGGGUUCGCCUCCAUGGACGUGGCCGUGUUCAAGAAGCACAUGAUCGAGCACAUGGGCGCGAGGUUUUACUGCUUCUACUGCAACAACGUCUCGUUCAGCGAGGCCGAGUUAAAAGUGCACCUGAAGCAGCACACGUCCAAGUAUCCGUUCACGUGUCCCCACUGCGGACAGGGCUACAUGCGGAGGCUGUGUCUUGUGAAGCACAUUGACCGGCUUCAUAGUAAAAGCAUCAGCCAAGGACCAGCAAAGCCCGGCACAACUUUAAUUUCUCCCGUGCCUGUCUCCAGUGCCUUAUCAAGCGUGUCCUCUGCUGAUCCAACACCACCCUGGCCAACUGUUCGGGUGACAGUACCUGCCCUGAGUGCACCUGCAAUCAGACUGGAUAAAGACGAACAGAGAGGGAAAACACUGGACACUAUUAUAUCGAAUGCCUCUAAUGGAAACACAGAACUUUUGUCUCCUUUGAAUGGACUCCUACAGCACCACCGGGCCCUAACCGUUUCUCUCCCGGAGGAAAUAACGAUCCCUGCAGGCUGCUUGGUCGAACUUGUUGAGGUGAAAACUGUAAAUGGGACAAAAGAGUUAAAACUGAGGCUCGUCUCUCAACAACAAAACAAGUCUGUGAUCAAAGAUGCAAGGACCACAGUCUGUCAGAGCACCACACUGGGAAAGCCUUUAACAUCCACAUUAAACCAUCAGUCUUCCACAAUGAAGUCUGCAAGCAUGGGGAUGUGCACAGUAAACAGGAAGCAGUGUGAAACAAAGACGGUGAAUGUGGAGCGUCCUGCUGCUGUCCCAGUCAGUAUUUCCAAAAACCUCCCGAAUCAAGCGAGCAAAGAAAAGAUUGGAUUCAAAAGAAAAUCGCAAGAAAUAAUCAACCGGGAGUGGAAAACAAUCAUUCCAGAUAAGAUUCCCAAAACUAUCCCCAGUCCUAUUAGAGAAGUGAAUAGUGGGAUGAGAGUUGCACAAAGAGAACCUCUAAAUCUUAAUGCAGCCGCUCCCACUGUUAUCUCCCCCAGGGUUGCCAACAGGUUGACUAGCACCCUGCAUCCGGACUCCAAGGGGACAAGCGUUUCCCAGAGAGUGGUGGAGGAGAGGAUGAAUUUAAUUCCAGAGCCUUCCAAGAGCAUCCCAGCCCAGAGAGCAAGCGACACAAAAAGCCUUCCUCGAGAUGGGUCGGUGGCUGUGAAGCUGGAACCCGGAGAGAUCCGCCUCAGGAACAACACUGUCUCGAAAAUAAAGACCGAGGCAGUGGGCUUGAACCAGCAACGUGUGACAUCAGGGAGCGUUCCCUUACCCGCAGCCUCCAAAGUGAGACCUCCAGCAAUUUUAUCAUGUGAGGAUAAUGUCGUCCCAAAUCAGUCGUUUCCAGCGCACAGGACUCUAAAUGAGCGCUCAUCAGUCAAAACCUCUGUGCUUUCUAAUAAUACAAAGUCUAAGAUCUCCGCUUGGACCCAGGAAGUGAGAUCCCGUGAGAGAGCAAGAGAAGGAGACGUGCCAGAACCUGAGAGCUUUCCAAUAAUUUCCUCUGUGUUUUCGUUAAGUCAACAACCAGGAGAGGUGCAGGGCUCCAUUCAGCCGCUGGUGAUGGCUCUGCGCGGCAUCGUGAUGGAUAAAAGCAACAGUUCUGGCAGUUCACAUCCUCAAGGUCACAUCAAGAUAAUAAACGGAACCGAGCGGGGGAGGGAAGCGCCGACAUCGGGGUUCCGUCCUCAGGUGGCAGCAAAGGAUGAACACGUCAUCCUUGACCCUUUACCCACGGAGCGGUGCAUUAACUCUGUGAAAGUAGAGGAGCAGAAGGGCGUCCCGCAUCACCCUGCACUGACCAACCUCCACGUUGAAGUCAAGGAGGAAAAGAAUAUCACUACUCCAACAGACACUCUUGCUUCAAAAUCCCCGACGGAUCAGGGAUCUGUUUCUGAAAUUGCAGUAUACGUAGACGCAUCCGUGGGUACAGAGACUCUGCAGCAGGUGGAAAAGACCGAGCACGACAUCUCGAAGUUCCUCACUGUCUCUCUGAAGAGGGUACAAGUAGGCGUGUGGAAGAAAAACAGGAAAGGACUGAAACUAAGAAUUUCCAAAUAUAAGACUAAUUUACCUGUGGUCAGUGUCGCUGAUUGUGCAGUUAUUUACCCGAUGCCGCUGAAGGAGGACCAGCUGGUGAAGAGACCGGGCCCCAACCAGCCCGUGGUGGUGCUCAACCACCCGAAGCCCCGGGCCCCCGUACAGGGAGCGGGUGCGGACACUAUCGCCGACACAGGAGCCUCUGAGGGGGUUCCGAAAUGCCAAAUCUUAAAAAUGCGGCUGAGCAAAGUGAUGGGGCAGAAAUAUGAGGUGAUGGGGUGCACUGUCCGAGUCUUUCCAUGAGUGUAGAGGACAAAGUAUCACUGGAAAGAAUUGUACAUUUAUAAAGAAAAGACUAGUAUUACGAUGGGAAAAUACUGAUUUACAUUCAUGAUGUUAUAUGUUUGUCUGUAUAGGCAUGGGAUAUGGAUUGUUGAAGUGCAAUGCAGUUAUGUCUGCUUUGGGGGUGUUGUUAAAUGGACCAUCUGCUGUAGUAGAUUCUGUCAGUAAUACACAGAUGUUAAGAGCUGUCUCAGAAGUUUGACAAACCAGUAGAUCUGCCAGAGUCGAGGCAUAAACGCAUGCUGUUUAUUUAAAAUAUCUUAAUUUAUUUUUUUUGUUGCGUAGGUUAUAUAUCAUGGUUCUUGCGGCCCCUACAGGAUGCGACUUGAAGUAGCUGUGGUACAUGCAGCACACCUUAGACGAGUCUUUCAGAAAAUCGUGCCAUAUACAGUAUAAACAAAGCCACGAGUUUAGCAAUUUUUAAUGAUGAAAAAAAUAAUGUUUGAGGAUAUUUCUGUAAAAUCUUUUGGGGAAAAGUGGCACAUGCAGCUCACAAAAUUCUGCAGUGAUUUAUGGUUUUAUUCAAGUAUUUAUUCCUCUUUUUCUGUUGUUAGUUUUCACAUUAACAGAGCAGUACAAAAGGAAAACAGAAUCCCUUUACAGUCGUCACAUAUCAGCACAACAUAGACAAACGGAGCCCUUCACAAGCCUGUAAAAUGCCCCCGUUUCUGCAAUUGCGUCAGUAGCUUUCAAAUAUUCCCACAUUUCUGUAAUGAUGUACUGGUCAGCACCUGGUUGACGACAUUUCAUUCAAAGUUGCCUGAGAAAGUUGGUUGUCCUUGAGUGUUCAGUUUUUUUUAUGUGCUGCUCUCCGCAUAUUUGUAUAAAUGCCGGGUUGGUUUCUUGUUUGAUGGUGUGUUCAGGCACUCUUUGGCAACUGUAACAUGAGCAUCUCAUAUUUUUUUAACCGUCAAGUUCAUUUCAUGCAAAGUGUCCUGUUUUCCAACCAGAACGUUGCUGGUCAUUCUUGAUGACAAAGCUGAAUGUUUUUUACUUUCCCAUGUAGCCAGGAGUCCCUGAAUGCAACAGUACUGUUAGUUUCUUUGACGCCGGAGCCUAAAAGUCCCUAAUGCACGUGAAAUAGAAGGAUGAGCUUCUUAAAGGCUUCUUUCUGUUUAAACCUCUGCCUGACAACUUAAAGCUGGGAUGGGUCAUCCUGGAAAAGCGAGCAAGAGCAGCCUACCCUCUGAAAAAAGGCAACCUAUACCCAUCUUCUUCCCAUCAGCCCUCACCUCAAGGCUACGGCCCCAGAACAUAUGAACGUACACUGGCCAUAGUCUCUACUUCAGCUGUGUAUGUUUGCCCGGCUGAAGACUCCAGUCACGUGCAGGGAGCACAGUUUUGCGAAGACCGCAGACACUAGCUUUCUUUUCUUGUCUUUUUUCCCUCGACUUUAUGUAUUGAUGGAUAUCAGGAACAAUACGACAGUGUUUCAGAAACAACUUACUAACCCCACCUUUAAAGGGUAAAAGUCUUGAAGAGUCAUUGUAAAUGUUACAUACUUAUAUACUUUUUUUAAACGUUUGCUGUGUGUGUGUUUUAAUGGAUCAGAACGUGUAAUUAUGAUAGAUUUGAUAAUUUGAGCAACAGCCCGAGAAACAAGUGUUAAUUCCAUGAAACCCUCUUGGUUCAUCGUUUCUCCCUCUGCAGUACAAUUUGCUUUGUGGCCGUCAGUCAGAAAAAAAACAGAGGAGCCUAAAUAAAUGAUUUAAAGGUUGAGUGUGUAGAAUUUAGUGACAUCUAGGGGUGAAGUUGCGUGUUGCAGCUGAAAACCCCUCACCUCACCCUCUUCUUCCAAA